AUGCCGAACCCCUCGCUUCUGCUCUAUGGCCCCGGCGAUGCCCGGUUCGAAGACCGGCCUAUGCCAGUGAUCGAGGAUCCCUUGGAUGUGAUCAUCCGCAUCGCCUACGUCGGCGUCUGCGGCAGUGACGUUCACUUUUGGAACCACGGCGGCGUCAAAGCCCACGUCUCCAAAGAGCGGCCCUUGGUAAUGGGCCACGAAGCCUCAGGAAUCGUAAAAGAAGUCGGCCCCGCCGUGAUUUCCCUGCAACCAGGCGACCGCAUCGCCAUCGAGCCCGGCUCCGCCUGCCGUGUCUGCAGCCGCUGCAAGGCAGGCACCUACCACCUGUGCCCGCGGAUGGAGUUCGCCGCCAACCCGCCGUACACGCACGGCACGCUCUCGAGGUACUACAAGAUGCCUGCGGACUGCUGCUACAAGAUUCCCGACAGCGUGGGCACAGCCUUUGGGCUGGACGAGGCCGUGCUGAUCGAGCCGUUGGCCGUCGCCGUGCACUCGGUGCGCCAGGUCGCCGUGCGGCCCGGCGAUAAGGUCGUGGUUUUUGGGGCGGGCACUGUGGGACUCUUGUCUGCGGCCGUGGCGCGCGAAUUUGGGGCGAGUGUAGUGACCUCUGUUGAUCUGAGUCGUGAGAAGCUGGAUUUCGCGCAGUCGUUUGUGCCUCGCGGUCGUCUGGUUUUCUCGACUGCUAUCCCGGACCAGACGCUCCCGCCGGAAGAAAAUGCGCAGUCCUUGCGUGGGAUGCAGCGCAGCGCGCAUCUCGCCGAGUCUGAUAUCCCUGGUUUUGAUGUUGCCAUCGAGGCGACAGGCGCGGAGUCUUGUAUCCAGAUGGCAGUUUAUGCACUGCGGGUUGGUGGCCGGUUCGUGCAGACGGGGCUGGGGAAGAGGAUUGUCAAUUUCCCCAUUUCGACGGUGUCAGAGAAUGAGAUUACGGUCAAGGGCUGUUUUCGAUACGGACCCGGGGAUUUCAAGAUGGCUCUGGAGCUGGCACUGAGCCAGAAAAUUGAGCUAAGGCCGCUAAUUACGAAGAUCGUGCCGUUUGAAAAUGUUAUUGAUGCUUGGGAGACUGCGAAACGCGGAGAGGGCAUUAAGACACUCAUCCGGGGGGCAGAUCUUGCAGAGAACUUUGAGAGCGGGCUAUGA
Molecule: messenger RNA, 1137 nt
Organism: Penicillium alfredii
Lineage: Eukaryota; Fungi; Ascomycota; Eurotiomycetes; Eurotiales; Aspergillaceae
Product: NAD(P)-dependent alcohol dehydrogenase
Exons: 2
Coding region: 1-1137 (378 amino acids)
Biological process (GO): D-sorbitol catabolic process
Molecular function (GO): zinc ion binding; L-iditol 2-dehydrogenase (NAD+) activity
Source: RefSeq, a predicted model, not a curated record